CUACUCCAGAAUAGCGCGCGGCGGCGGAGCAGCAGCAGCAGCAGCGGCGGGGCCGUCGAGCACUUCCCUCUUUUCCCUGGGUUUUUGUUUGUUUAUUUGUUUGGUCAUGUCGCGGUUGUUCGGUCCGGAGUGAACUCGUCUCGGCGGCGGGAUGUCGGCGCUCACGGAGAGCCAGUGUUACGGUCUGUCCAGCGGGAAACUGAGCCGCGGCGAGAACGUCUCGGUUUUUCACGUCAAACUCACUGACAGCGCGGCAAGAGCCAUCGACACCUUUCAAAGCGGCAAGGGCUGGUCUUCUAAUCCUACUAUCUCCUUCAAUGGAAACCAAGGGAGAAUCGCUGUCCCUUUCUCAGACAGCCGAGAUGACGUGAGGUCCUUCACCUUUGACGUGAUGAACGUUGCCCGUAACAAUCCUUAUGGAAGUUUUGACUGCGUGCAACAGCUCAACAUGGGUGCUGCCGAGGAGCUGUCGUGUCUCGGGGUGAUUCAGAAGAAGAUGACGGUCAACGCCACAGAUGACUCGUAUGAUAAGGCUCGUCAGAGCAUGGCCCAGGCUGAGGAGGAGACGCGUAGUCGAGGGGCCAUCGUCAUCAAACAUGGAGGACGCUUCCAGGGCAAGAAGGUUACGGUGCGAGCUCCGGCCCCGGCGUUGGCCAGCCUGUCCAAGCCGAGACACAAGUCGCCCCAGUCCAUCCUCAGCAACAUGAAGAGGGGGGUUGGUGUGUCCAAAGUGAAGAAGGAAGCCUCUGAAUCAAACAGGAGGAGUGUGGCUAAUGUUCAAGAGAGGCCGCUCAGGGAGAGAUUAACUCACCUGCUGGCUCUGAGGCCGUACAAGCGGCCAGAGUUGAUCCUGAGGCUGCAGAAAGAUGGACUUUCAGCAGAAGAUAAAGACAUGCUGGACCCGGUAGUGAUGGAGGUUGGCCAGUUCAACAUUAGAGACAAGACCUUUGUUCUGAAGGACGUUCUGUAUAAGGAGCUGCAGAAGGACUGGCCAGGCUACACCACAGGAGACCAGCAGCUUCUCAAAAGGAUUCUUGUCAGGAGACUGUUUCAGCCGCAGCAGAACCUCCUCACUGCCCCCGAGGCCCAGGUCAGCCCCCUGAGGGACACCCCCAACUCCUCCCCGGCACACCGUCCAAAACAUUCCCUGCCGGAAGAAUACACUGACCCUCUGGUCAGCAAGAAGCCCCGGAUCUCACACUUGUCCAGCAAAAGUGACAAGACGAGGCCGAGUUCGUCGGAGCCGGUGUCGCGUAAAGACGCCACAGAAGCAAAAGCGGACGAUGGGCGAAGGGACUCGCUUGACCCUCGAAAGCUGUUUGACUCGCUGUCAGCUGCCUGCGAGCAGCGAGAAGACGAUGUGGCUAAAAGGCUGGCGCCGACUCCGUGUGCUCAGGAGGAGCCUUCGCGCCCAGACGACCGCGUCCAGCCCGACUGCGAUGACCCUCCGUCCCCUCUGAUAGUGCCCGAUCUGAGCAAACACGCCACUAAAAGGAAGAAGAGCAAGCACAAAAGCAAGGAGAAGAAUAGAUGGAGAGAAGGUAAAGAAAGGAGAAAAGGUCACAGUUCAGAUAAAUGUGAGCCAAGUGAAAUGCUGUUUGAGUCUGAUGUGCUUCAAGGGGACGCUGACGCAGCGGAUUAUUUAUCGAUGUACACAGUGAUCUGCAGCCAUGAGCAGAGGCAACGCUACAAACAGGACUUUACCAAGGAAUACAGCGAGUACAGAGACUUGCACGCGCGCAUCGAUGGUGUCACGCGGCAGUUCAUGGAUUUGGACUCGCAGCUCAAAGAACUUCACCAGGAAUCGCGUAAAUACAAGACCAUUCGUAAUCAAGUUCUUCAAGAGUAUCGCAAAAUUAAAAAGUCCAACCCGAACUACAACCAGGACAAGAUUCGCUGUGAAUAUCUUCACAACAAACUAGCCCACAUUAAGAAGAUCAUAUCAGAGUACGACAACCAACAGCUCAUGGACCGUUCCUGUCCCAAAUGAUGAGACGUGACUCUGAGACGAGUGAACUGAAAUAAUGCUACACACAUACAGAACCAGUGAAGGUUCACACUGCUGAGCUGAAUGCCAUCAAGCUGGAUUUGGAUGGUCAUGGCUAAACACAGUAUAUACUCUUCUGCUGAGACCUACUGGAGGUGCCAGUCAAGUCAUUUGUGAAGAGUGGCAGUGGAGCGUCGGGUGAAAGCAGCUCACAUCUUUUCUUUUAAGAUGAGAUGUGCUCUUUAAAAAAAAAAAAAGUGGUUUGACCCACUAUGGCGACACGAUUCUGCCCAAGGACACAAGGAGUGACAGUGGAGUCGUUGAAGCUCUCAAAGCUGAGAUUGAGCUUUUAUCCUUUAAGAUGAGAACAGUUACAUGUGUUGAAAAGGUGCUAAACCUAAAAAAUAGUAAACCGUAGAUUCCCAUCACACAUUUUAAUUGUUUUGUGGAUUAAAUGUAGACAUCUAAUUGGGCAUUUGCUUCUGAUUUUUUUUCCUUCUUUAUGCGGGAGCAUGAGGUAACUGCACACUGUACAUACCCCACACGGCUCAUAUGAAAAGCAGGUGAAGGUUUCUUCUUCUCCGGUGUCACAGAAAAGACGGCAGCUGUGAUCCAAAUGCUCACAUUGUGCUAAAACACCUGUCCUUCAGUAUUCUUUAGGUUUAGGUGAAUUGAGACUUCAGUGUUGUCAUCACUUCUUCUCAAUAAUGAAUCUUGAAAGUAUUUCCAGUGCCUGAAAUGGUUAUUACGUCUAGUCUGGUUUCAUAGUAUUCCACUGGUUUUAUCCGUUCUGUGUGUGUUUUUUUCCCCAAAACACAAAAGACUGUUAUGUUAAUGUGAACAUUGUAUUCAGGGAAUUUACAGUGUGAGCUGCAGUAAGUCUACGAUGAUUAAAGCCAGUUUUAAUUAAGAGUAUUCAAAUGUAUGGCGUUGUUACCGUGGGCUGAGACAGUGAAGAAUUAAGAAGAAUGGAAAGACUUUGUUGCAUGCUAUGUUCUUUACAGAAUGCAUGAGAAUGAUGAAAAUCAGCGAUUUUGUCCGACUUUCAAAUAAAUUCCUUUUGUUAUUUAUCAAA
Solea solea (common sole) is the source of this 3062-nucleotide messenger RNA. Its product is annotated as RNA polymerase II elongation factor ELL-like. The transcript has 12 exons. Lineage: Eukaryota; Metazoa; Chordata; Actinopteri; Pleuronectiformes; Soleidae. Gene Ontology annotation, molecular function: cis-regulatory region sequence-specific DNA binding. The record is from RefSeq and is a predicted model, not a curated record. Gene Ontology annotation, biological process: snRNA transcription by RNA polymerase II; positive regulation of transcription elongation by RNA polymerase II; transcription elongation by RNA polymerase II. Gene Ontology annotation, cellular component: transcription elongation factor complex. The coding region runs from base 152 to 1990 and encodes 612 amino acids.